CCUGUUCCUGGAGUCACGUGAUCCCGUCACAUGGUCCUCGGCCUCCGCUCGGCUCUUCUCACUCCUGCGGCUCUUCAGCGGCUCCUCAGCGGCUCCUCUGCAGCUUUCUCCCCCGGACCAUGGCCACUCUCGUCGCGAACCGAGGCAUGGACAGUCUCUCCGCGGCGUCCCGGACCCACACGCAGGCGGUGACCCGAAACUACAUCUCCCAGCCCCGGCUCACCUACUCCACCGUCUCCGGCGUGAACGGCCCUCUGGUCAUCCUGGACAAUGUGAAGUUCCCUCGUUACGCAGAGAUCGUGCACCUGACGCUCCCUGACGGGACCAAGAGGAGCGGGCAGGUGCUGGAGGUGAUCGGGAGCAAAGCCGUGGUGCAGGUGUUCGAGGGCACGUCUGGCAUCGAUGCAAAGAAAACGGCGUGUGAGUUCACGGGAGACAUCUUGAGGACUCCGGUGUCAGAGGACAUGCUCGGUCGAGUUUUUAACGGUUCUGGAAAACCCAUCGACCGAGGCCCCAGCGUCCUGGCCGAGGAUUAUCUGGACAUCAUGGGUCAGCCCAUAAACCCCCAGUGCAGGAUUUACCCCGAGGAGAUGAUCCAGACGGGCAUCUCCGCCAUCGACGGCAUGAACAGCAUCGCCCGAGGACAGAAGAUCCCCAUCUUCUCCGCCGCCGGACUCCCACACAACGAGAUCGCGGCGCAGAUUUGUCGUCAGGCCGGUCUGGUGCAGAAGUCCAAAGACGUGAUGGACUACAGCGCCGACAACUUCGCCAUCGUCUUCGCCGCCAUGGGGGUGAACAUGGAGACUGCACGUUUCUUCAAGUCCGACUUCGAGGAGAACGGUUCCAUGGACAACGUGUGUCUGUUCCUCAACCUGGCCAACGACCCCACGAUCGAGCGCAUCAUCACUCCGCGUCUGGCCCUCACCACGGCCGAGUAUCUGGCCUAUCAGUGUGAGAAGCACGUGCUGGUGAUUCUGACCGACAUGAGCUCGUACGCCGAGGCUCUGAGAGAGGUGUCUGCUGCUCGUGAGGAGGUUCCUGGGCGCAGAGGUUUCCCCGGGUACAUGUACACCGAUCUGGCCACGAUUUACGAGCGCGCCGGGCGAGUGGAGGGACGCAACGGCUCCAUCACCCAGAUCCCCAUCCUCACCAUGCCCAACGACGACAUCACUCACCCCAUUCCUGAUCUGACCGGGUACAUCACAGAGGGACAAGUCUAUGUGGACAGACAACUGCACAACAGACAGAUUUAUCCUCCCAUCAACGUUCUUCCGUCUCUGUCUCGUUUGAUGAAGUCGGCCAUCGGAGAAGGAAUGACCCGGAAAGACCACGCAGACGUCUCCAACCAACUGUACGCGUGUUAUGCGAUCGGUAAAGACGUCCAGGCCAUGAAGGCCGUGGUGGGGGAGGAGGCUCUGACCUCUGACGACCUUUUGUACCUGGAGUUUCUGCAGAAGUUUGAGAAGAACUUCAUCGCUCAGGGUCCGUACGAUAAUCGCACCGUGUACGAGACGCUGGACAUCGGCUGGCAGCUGCUGCGAAUCUUCCCCAAAGAAAUGCUGAAGAGGAUCCCACAGAGCACGCUCGCCGAGUUCUACCCCCGCGAGUCUGCGGCGCGUCACUGAGACCGCCGGCCCUGACCCCGCCCACCGCCCCGCCCACCACGCACCUGUCACACCUCACCUGUCCAAACUACACCCCCCAUCCCCCCCAUCCCCCCCCGACUCCUGUGGUUUAAAACGCUGGAAACGGCUGUUGCAUUUACAGUUUUCUCUCUUUGCCUGGAAUGUUCCACCGUGCGGCGUUUUUCAUUCAGACUGAGCCUCUCCACAGAUCUGACCUGUAACUCAGACUGAAGGACCCGUCUGCUUCAGUUUAAUGCCGCACUGCGGGACAUUCCAGGUCCAUGGUGUAAAUUUAAGUUUUAAAAUGCUUCAGGAUCCUUCUGCUGCCGACCCCAAACUCUCCUCUGCACAAAGCUCCUCCCCCUCCUCCCCUCCCCUCCCUCCA
This is a messenger RNA of Boleophthalmus pectinirostris (great blue-spotted mudskipper), 2010 nucleotides long. RefSeq names its product ATPase, H+ transporting, lysosomal, V1 subunit B, member a (gene atp6v1b2a). Gene Ontology annotation, biological process: proton transmembrane transport; ATP metabolic process. Gene Ontology annotation, molecular function: ATP binding; proton-transporting ATPase activity, rotational mechanism. The record is from RefSeq and is a predicted model, not a curated record. Bases 120 to 1625 code for a protein of 501 amino acids. Gene Ontology annotation, cellular component: proton-transporting V-type ATPase, V1 domain. NCBI's taxonomy places the organism in Eukaryota, Metazoa, Chordata, Actinopteri, Gobiiformes, Gobiidae. The transcript has 14 exons.